GGCCCCUGAGUUGAGGAAGGCCCUGGAGGGGCUGGAGCAGGUGCAGAGAAGAGCAGCGAGGCUGGGGAAGGGAGUGGAGCACAAGUGGUGUGAGGAGAGGCUGAGGGAGCUGGGAGUGUUGAGGCUGGAGAAGAGGAGGCUCAGGGGAGACCUCCUGACUCUCUGCAAGUCCCUGCCAGGAGGGUGUAGCCAGGUGGAAUUGGUCUCUUCUGCCAGGAAGCAGCAGCAGGACAAGAGGGCUGGGUCUUGAGCUGUGCCAGGGGAGGUUUAGGUUGGAUAUUAGGAAGGAAUUCUUUCCUGAGAGAGUAAUCAGCCAUUGGAAUGGGCUGGGCAGGGAGGGGGUGGACUCACCGUCCCUGGAGGUGUUGAAGGUGAGAGUGGAUGUGGCAUCAGUGCCAUGGUCUGGGAAGCAUGGCAGGGUUGGAUUCAGGGUUGGACUUGAUGAUCUUGGAGGUCUUUUCCAACUUGGCUGAUUCUCUGAUUCCCAUUCCUGUGGCAGCACAUGCUUGAGGCUCUAUGCACGGGGUGACAGAGGUGUCUGUCCAUAUAUAUCUACAAAGUUAGUCUGCAAAUGUGUGGCGUUAGAAAAGUAGGAUAAGUUCUGAGAUGGUUCUAGAAGGAGAAAGAAGCUCACAGCCCAGUCCAAACAGGCAACCCUCAGCUUGCACAUCAUCUCCCCUCUCUGCAGGUUCAUGUCCUUGAGCCCAGGCCCUGAGGUGAACCUGAGAAGUGGGGUGGAGGUGAGCCCAGAGGUGUCCCUGAGGUGAGCCUGAGAAUAAGUGCAAGGCAGAGGUGCUGCUGAGGAAGGAGAGCCCCGUGGUGGGGAAGAGACAAAGCUGUGAGUGCCCAUCCCCGAGCAGGUGCUGUCUCCAUCCCCUGUGUGCCAGGAUUUCUCCUUCCCAAAGUUUGGGCGGAUGGAGGAGGAGGCUGCGAGGAAGAGGAAGAUGCCACGGGCCCCCCAGACAGGCCCCGAGCUGAGGAUGGAGAGCACAGAGGACAAAUCCCCCCAGCAGAACCUGGUGGGAGAGGCCAUUUUGAACAGCUCCACGGUGCAGGAAGGCAGCGGGGAGGAAAAGGGCUGGAGAUCCCCCCGGAGGAGGGGCUCCAAAGCCAACCUGGGGUGCUCUGAGGAGGAAAGACCCAGCCUGUGCUGGGAAGGAGGCCAGAGCUUGAGCCGGAGCUCCGACCUGGUAGUCCCUGAGCAGCCUCCCAGCAGGGAGAAGCCCUUCAGGUGCUUGGAAUGUGGGAAGAGCUUCAGACAGAGCUCCCACCUCCUCACCCACCAGCAUAUCCACACUGGGGAACGGCCCUACACAUGUAGUGAAUGUGGGAAGAGCUUCAGGAACAGCUCCAACCUCCUCACCCACCAGCGUAUCCACACUGGGGAACGGCCCUACACGUGUGGGGAAUGUGGGAAGAGCUUCAGCCAGAGCUCCAAGCUCCGCAUCCACCUGUGCCUCCACACUGGGGAACGGCCCUAUCCUUGUGGGGAAUGUGGGAAGAGCUUCAGUGACAGCUCCACCCUGAUCCGACACCAGCACAUCCACACUGGGGAACGGCCCUACAUGUGUGGGGAAUGUGGGAAGAGCUUCACUGACAGCUCCAGCCUGAUCCGACACCAGCACAUCCACACUGGAGAACGACCGUACUCGUGUAGGGAAUGUGGGAAGACCUUCAUCCGAAGCUCCGACCUCCUCACCCACCAGCGCAUCCACACCGGGGAACGGCCCUACACGUGUGGGGAAUGUGGGAAGAGCUUCAGCCGGAGCUCCAACCUCCUCCCCCACCAGCGCAUCCACACCGGGGAACGGCCCUACACGUGCUUGGAAUGUGGGAAGAGGUUUAGAACCAGCUCAGAUCUCCUUAUGCAUGAGCGGACACACACGGAUGAGAGGCCCUUCCGCUGCACUGACUGUGGGAAGGGCUUCAAGCACAGCUCUCACCUCAUCACCCACCGGCGCAUCCACACCGGUGAGAGGCCCUACAAGUGUGAGGAAUGUGGGAAGAGCUUCACCGACAGGUCUGACUUCAACAAACACCAACGGACCCACCGGUAAGGGAAGCCCUGUGAGUGCCCCGACUGCAGGAAGAGCUUCAGCCGCUGCUUCCACCCCGAAUGAACCCCCUGAUGGUGAGGCAACCCCUGGAGUCCAGUGACUGUCAGUCCAUCCCUUUCGACCAGAAAGGGAUAGUCCCCUUUCACAGGGGCAGCUUCUGCCAACAGAACCCUUCCUGGGGGGUGUGUGGAGAUUCCUGCCUUGGCUGGGGACCCCCCCAAGGUCAGUCCUGGAGGUUGAGAGCAGAGAUCUCCCCAUGAACAUUGGCCUGGGGGAGUUGCAUCCAUCUCUCAUUAAGAAUUCUUGCUUUUGUGUCAGCUUUAGUAGAAUGGCUUCAACAAUUGCUUUAGUGUAGAGCACUGUCCUGUCUUAUCCUGUGUGGGAAAACAACUGAACUGUAGACAGCUUAAGCCUUGAAUUUGAGCAGUUACAGCUGUGAGGUUGUAAGAGAAUGUAAACAUUGAGGAUGAACAAGCAGAAAAGGAGAAAGAAUUGCAGUAAAUAACAGCUGUUAUUUAGAGAUUUGCCAGCACGCGAGGGGAUGAGCUUGGACGCGUGGACAAGAACACAUAACCAAUGAGAUAUGGUAUAUUUGCACGUGGACAGAAGAAAAAACUAUGAAAUUAAGCCUGCUGUAAAUAAAGUAUUGGUUGUACCUUGCCUGCUAACUUACUGUCUGAGUGCAUUCUUGGCUGUUGUCAAUUGGUGAAACCCUAACGUGAUUUAUUGCAAAGAGGACCGCGGAGAUAGAGCGAUGACGACGGAGCCCAACGUAGCGAUAGUCAGUGGAUCUGAGAGCCAAAGUCCGGACCUAAUUAUUUACAGACACCUGGAGAGAAGGUGAGCUGUUGGAAACAGAAUGGGAGCGUAAAAUACUACAGAGGAGAAGUCAAUUGUGACUGUAUUAACUAAUACACUAGAGAAACGUGGUGUUAAGUAUGAAGAAGGAGCGCUCUGCAUCUUGCGUAGUUGGUGCAAAUGAAAUGGGGUAGAUGCUCAGACUGCAUUUUUUAUAGACAUUUGGCAGGCUGCCGGGAAGGUGCUUUUUGAUGCAGCCACUGACUCUCUUAAGCAUGCUGCCAGUGUCCUGAAACCAUGGCGAACUGUCUUUGAAACCUUAAAAGAUGACGCUUCUAAAAAGUCACCACUCUUCAAGCUAGAAAAUGAAGAAAAAUCUAGCAAUUCACCCCUGGAGGCAGUGAAGGGAGAAGACCCCCUCCCCCUCGCCGCUAAUACGAGACUUUUUGGCCGUGUGGGUAGGGCGGUGUCAUGGUUUGAGAGCCUCAGAAAUCUAAUUCCCUAGUCCUAAGCCCCUUCCCACAUCUCAACCUAAUGUGGGAUGAUUUUUUUCCAGACAAAACACGAGACUCAGAAUGGGGGAAAGGGAAUAUAUAUUACAAUGAUUGUACAAAUAAAUAAAUAUUAUAAUACAUUAUACACACGAUCUCAACUAUCUCUACCAUGACAUAAGUAUUUACAAUGGAUCAGAUCUCUUCUCCCCUCCAAAUAAAAGUCCAGGAGGGAAGAAGGACAGAUCCCUUCCAGUCUCUGAGCAGCAGUAUCUUCUAAGGCAGCAGGUUCUCUGUGUCUUCCAUGCAGCAUUUGGAGCUGGAUCUCUGCCAACACACACGAGGGAGGCCUCCAAGCCCCUCUCGACCCCUUGACGCAGGAAAAGGGGUCUUCCGUGGGCUGCGUUCACCCCAGACAAAGGUCGUUCCGCUGUGGUCAUACCACGAAGCACAGGGGGUCUUCGUGACAGUCUGGUAUCUUCAGGGGACUCAAGCCCCUUGCAGAGCUUCUGUGCCCUGCCUCAAGAUGGCUGCGAGCUUCUUUGUAGCUUGCAGCAAGGGAGGGCCCCAAGGUCAACCUCCUACACACCAUCCUGGCUGAGCUCUCAGGACAACCGAGCUUCUUAGCUCCUUUACUCCAUUUAGGACUUCUAAUCAGUAAGAGUCCACCCCCUUCAUUUUGGAGGGAUCUCAAAGAAAGUUUAGGGGAGUUUUGCAGUUCUUACCCCCAAACUCUGUCUCUCUGCUGCUAGCUCUCUUUCUCAGCUCUCCUUCCAGGAGUUCUCUUUCUUGCUGCAUGCUUGUUUUGCUGCUCUCUUGUCUUUUGGCUCUGUGCUGCCGCUUUUUCUACGGUCAAUGCUAUCUGCUGCUACUCCUGCCACUGCCCACGGUGGAGAAACAUCUCCCAGCUUAACUACAGACACUUUGCCCAGUCUAACACUGUUCCAAGUCUCUGCAGUUCCAGCCAAGGGACUGGGAGGCUGGAGCCCCCCCAGAGGGGCUCCUGCUCUCUCUCCUCGUGGUCUUACAACAUGGUCACUUCUUCUCCAACCAGACUACAGCUCAUCUCUUCCGGUCUGGUUGUGGUAUGUUUAUGUUUCGCAGGAGCGCAGAUUGGUUCAAAUCUCCAGUGUCACCACCCCCUGGGGGUUACCACUUUCUUAGCUUCAGGGGGAAAACCUGGUUCAAACCACUACAGGCAGGAGCGCCCGGGAGCUGAUGACAGGGCAACCCGGCGGCAGCAAUGCAAGAAAAAACCAGGAACAGAGCAGCCCCGGAGAAGUGCUACAACUCCUGCGGGGCUGCGUUACUUCUUGUUGAGAGGGGGGAAGGCGAGGGAGUGUACCUACCUUACUGUAUUUCUGUUAACUCUCGUGUUAAUUGUGUUGUCUGUCCAAUGUGUCGUUGUGAACUCAGAGUGUUGCUAAUGGUAUCGUAAUAACUUAUCUGUUAAGCUGGGUUUUUUUCUUGGACCCUUCAGUGAUAGCGUGUGCCACUUGGCUGUUUCUCCCCCCCCUUCCCUGGAGGCUGGGUGGGGGGGGAGAGCUGGUAGCAGCUGCGGCAGCUCUCGGCUGUUUCUCGUGUCCAAACACAUUCCUCCAUCUGCAGCCACCUCUCCUUUUCACACUUUUUUCCUUAAUAAUGUUUACUUGUUCUCUUACAAGGCCACAGCUGUAUUUGCUUGAGGUCAAAGCAGCAGCCCUACUUUGGGAGAACUUUGAUGCAAGGGAAGAGAGAGAAGUGGGGAGGUGAAUGAAUGAAUGUUCUGCGGAGUGGACGCACAGCAGUGGAACUGUUAGACCUAUUUAAUAAUUUCAGUAUCUAUAACUUUAGUUUUGAUAACUUUAAAAAAAGGAAAUUCUUUAUAUAGUGCAUUUUGUGCUUUAGGCCAACAAACACCAAAUCCUAAGUGCAUGUGUACAAUUAGAAGCCUUCACAUGCAUGCUACAGUUGAGAUUUAAAGAAAAAAAAAGUUAAAAAUAAUAUUAAUAAAAAGAGAGGAAAAAAGAGAAAAGGAGAAAGAGAACAAAACAAAAUCCUUAAUUUGAUCCCAUGUGUGGGGGAUGUAUGCUUUGCAUUGAAAGACCUGAGAUGCAUUCCAUUUCUGCCAAUGCAGAAGCUGUCUAUUAAAAAUCCUGGAAGGAAACCAGUGAAUACUAAGCAGCACAAGGCCUGCCCAAAUGUCACGUAGAAGAAAA
This is a messenger RNA of Pseudopipra pipra, 5544 nucleotides long. RefSeq names its product zinc finger protein 239-like. The transcript has 3 exons. The record is from RefSeq and is a predicted model, not a curated record. NCBI's taxonomy places the organism in Eukaryota, Metazoa, Chordata, Aves, Passeriformes, Pipridae. The coding region runs from base 915 to 2057 and encodes 380 amino acids. Gene Ontology annotation, biological process: regulation of gene expression. Gene Ontology annotation, cellular component: nucleus.